Messenger RNA from Sparassis crispa, 1254 nucleotides. RefSeq lists its product as hypothetical. The record is from RefSeq and is a predicted model, not a curated record. The coding region runs from base 1 to 1254 and encodes 417 amino acids. The transcript is spliced from 2 exons. NCBI's taxonomy places the organism in Eukaryota, Fungi, Basidiomycota, Agaricomycetes, Polyporales, Sparassidaceae.
AUGGCUCCCCAGUUUUCCCUCGUCGCUGUCUACCACCGAAUCUACUGUCGCCUCAGAGGCAUCAUGAGUGACCAACCCCCCAGUCCCGAAAAGUCCUGGCUCGACGGCUUCCAAACCACCCCCGAUAUCUACCUCCCCUUCAACAUCGAUAGACUCGCGGACGAUUACAUCCACCGGGGCUGGCUUGCAUCCGACCUGCAAAUCAGCCUCCUCGAAUUCUACAAGCAUAGGGAGGGCGUUAAGCACGAGUUCCUCGUCGCUACCCUCACCAACUCUGCCACCGGAAAGACGGCUGGAUACAUCUUAGCCGAGCGGCAAGGAGUGUGCCCUGCUCGCGCUGAGAACGAUCCCGCCUCAUCCACUCACAGCUUUAGCAGCAUCUCGGAGUCGUCCUCGGCGUCAUCUACCGCUGCUAAGGUACUCUCCACCAGUUCUACUGAAUUACCUGCUUCCGAUGUCAUCUAUUUGGGGCAAGACCAGAAAAUCAUGUUGACCUGCGCCAAACAUACUGCGAAAUCGGUUGUUGUCUGCCACAACCCAGUGUCGCAGGAAAAUAGUGCAGACUCCAUCGCUUCCUUCAUCGCUGCUUGUCAGGUCACGCACGAGUUUAAUCAAAAGUAUAACAAUAAAACCACUAACUGCCAUUGGUUUGCCGGCGUGGUGUAUGAGCUCGUCACAGGUGUUGAAGUCGAGGAUGAUCCGGAUGACCUGGAUGCUGCUGCUGUUGCACCUCAGCCGGACCUUCAGCCCGAGGCUGAGAUCCAGGUUGAGCUUCAUUCUCCUGGCCUCCCUGCCACUCCUCAGCCCGUGCCUCAGUCCCAGCUUACUCCUCAGUCCGGCAGGAAUGGGUAUUUUGGACCGGUUCCCAUCGUUCGUCCUUCCAAAAUCCAGGCCACUGCAAACCAACUAUGGGGCAUGUUCAGGACCAGAAAGGCAGACAUACUGCGACAACGGGAUCACUCAGGGGACUUGGCAUGUGAGAUUGAGGAGCUGAAGAGGCAGAAAAAUGAGGAGACGAAGAGGGCGGAUAAAGUGGAAAGUGAACUGGAGAGGGUGAAAAGGGAGAAGACAAAGAGGGUGAAUGAACUGGAGAGGGUGAAAAGGGAGAAUGAGGUGGAGAUCGUGCAGCUUAAACAGGAGCUCCUUGAUGCCAGGCAGGGACGUGCAGCUGGCGUACCUGGUGUGACAGCAGCCCAUACUACGCCUCCCCUCGGUCGUACCAGCACUGCUUCCACAUCUAGAAGAGCCAUGUGA